Messenger RNA from Dermacentor silvarum, 705 nucleotides. RefSeq lists its product as uncharacterized. Bases 1 to 660 code for a protein of 219 amino acids. Lineage: Eukaryota; Metazoa; Arthropoda; Arachnida; Ixodida; Ixodidae. The record is from RefSeq and is a predicted model, not a curated record. The transcript is spliced from 2 exons.
AUGGCCGUUGUGGACAGCCAGUACCUCUUUAGGCUCAUAGAUGUUGGCGCCCCUGGGAGACUGAGUGAUGGAGGCAUAUUCAAGGACUCCGCCAUUGGAAAGCGGCUGGAAAAGGGCGAACUGGGCUUUCCAAGGGCUGCUCAACUGCCAGCAUCUUCCAAAAGUUCCCCUCAUGUCUUCAUUGGGGAUGAGGCCUUUCAGCUGCGGCCUGAUUUCAUGAGACCUUUGCCAGGCAGCCGGACCGAGCCAAAGGACAUAGUGUUCAACUAUCGUCUUAGCCGUGCAAGAAGGUGCGUGGAAAAUGCUUUUGGCAUUCUUGCCUCAAGGUGGCGCAUCUAUCAAAAGACGAUAGAUCUGAGUCCAAAAAACGUUGACAGUGUAAUUAAGGCCACAUGCGUGCUGCACAAUUUCUUGUGCCUUGAAUGCAACGGAGGCGAUCACUACUGCCCUCCUGGGUAUGCUGACUCUGAGGACACCUUUGGGAAUCUUCGUGAAGGAGUCUGGAGGCAAAACAACGCAGCCACUGGGAUGCUUCCGAUACAAGGCACAAGGGCGCGAAAGAGCUCGCAAAGCGCAGCUGUUGUGCGCUCUGUCUUUAUUGAUUUCUUUUUCAAUGAAGGACAGGUACCGUGGCAGUGGAACCAGCCAGGAAUUGAGUGAUAUUUUUGCCACUGAGUGCCUAUUUCUUCAUUUCAUUUUACUGGU